Messenger RNA from Racocetra fulgida, 388 nucleotides. NCBI's taxonomy places the organism in Eukaryota, Fungi, Glomeromycota, Glomeromycetes, Diversisporales, Gigasporaceae. The record is from the annotation of a GenBank genome assembly.
AUGGACAAUUUUCCAAACAUUGGAGCAUCUGGCGAAGACGUUGAUAAUUUUGUGGAUAGCUUUGAAGAUUUUACUGAGGGAACUACAGAAAAUAAUCCCGAUUUAGAUGGAAGUAAUGAUGAGUUUGCAGAGUUCGAAGACGCUACAUUUGAGCCUGCAACAGAUUUACCUGAACAAUCUAGUGGCUCAACUUUAGUAGUAACCUUGCCUUCAAAACCCAUUAAUCCUAUACCGACUUCAAAUAAAGCGGUGACUUUAUCAGCACCUGUUAGUCGUUCAUCGACACCUGAUUCAACACAUAAUAAUCUUUCAAGUUCUUCCCAUGGUAAUCUUCCAAAACAAAAAAUUUCGCAGACACAGAUCGAUGAACCUAAACAACUUGACAUAG